ACCCAGGGCGUGUUUAUUAAUGCCAAUUCAACAGUAAAUCUGGCGUAGCUGUUUAGCGAUAUCCUUGAAGCUUUUUUGUAUCAUCUUUUUUGUUUGCAACUUACUGGCUACAUUAAUAUUGUUUGUUGUCGUUGAGAACUAAAGACAUCAUGUCAUGUCAUGAACAGUGAAAACAAUGUUCCUUUUUCUGACAAGGUUUUGGGUGACAAUGUUUCUGACAAGUUCUGACAAUGUUUCUGACAAGGUUUUGGGUGACAGGGAAAAAGAGAUCUGGAACUUGUUCUCAAUUGCUAGGAUAUAAUGGAAACAAUAUUCCUUAUUCAUUCAACAAAAUGCAAAAAAGUUGGACCAGGUGACAUGCAAUCAGCCAAUUUCCACAUUAUUUCCACGAAACUCAUUGCUUGUUUCCAACUACAUCGAAACGAGGCAAAAUAAUUUCUUCCAACUUUUUUACGACAAUCUUCGAUUUCUUGCCCCCAAAGGUAGCAAGCGAGUUUGGUUUUCCAAAAACUAGGAUGAAUAUACGCCAUUCAACACAUUUUAUGUUGUAUUGCUCCUUGCUUGUGACUUGGAACCUCCGUGACAUUUGUUGUUUGAGUCAAGAAGACUUCGACGAAAGAAUUGAUAACAACAGCCAGCCUAAGUAUUCUGAGAAUGAAGCAUGCACAAAGUCAACCAGUGGAAAGGGAAGUUCUUGCGUCAUGGGUCAGACAAAAUGUGUCUGGGGAUAUGAAGAUAGCUGCACUGACUUUAAAGCCUUAUCCAGAGCAGUUUGUUCUGAAGUGGAAAGCUGGAGAGUCUUUAAUAGCCUUGACGACAGACUUCGUGCGUUUUGGCAGGAGAAUGAUUUUGGAUAUGUCAGAAGUUUCAAAAAUCUGAAUGUUAUCUGCAAACCUAAAGAUCUGGAUGACUCAUCAUUUGAAUGCAAUGAUCGGUUAACCUUCUGUAAAGGAAGGAACAUCUUCUUUGAUUUUACCUCACAAGAUGGAAGGUCUAUCUAUGAAAGGGCUCAGUCAAAGCCUUUUGGUAAAGGGCAGUUUGGUGGGUCAUGUGAUGUUCAAACAGAACAUUUUCGACAUCCUGAUGUCUUUAGAGACAAGCUACGCUCAUGGGCUGCAAAUGACGUCGAUAGUUUUGAGGCACUGCCUUUCAAGCCAAGCGAAUCUAAAAAUUGUGAUGUCACGGUGAAGACUCCAACUAUCAUAAUGGAUCUUGAUUUUAUCGGAAGUCUUUAUCACCAUUUUUGUGACUUUUUCAAUUUGUAUGUCACUCUACAUGUCAACGGAAGUCUGUAUCAGCCUGUGAGCAUUGCAUUAUGGCAGACCUCAGAGAAGCUUGGUCCGUUUAAAGUAACCUGGGAAGCAUUUUCAACGGAAGUUUAUCCCAUCUGGCAAAAGUUUUCAAACAAGAAGGUCUGCUUCGAGAAUGUUGUUUUUGGGCUGUUGCCUCGUAUGGCCUUUGGCAUGUAUUAUUCUACGCCUGUGGUUCCUGGUUGCUCCAGAAGUAGCUUGUUCAAAGCAUUUUCUGAGCACGUCCUCAAUGGCUUGAACGUGAAACAGGAACGAAAGUCGAAGUCUGGGCCUUUAAGGAUAACGUUUCUGUACAGGACCACCAUGUAUCGAAAAAUCGUCAACAAAGACCAGUUAAUUGAAUCUAUAAAGUCAAUUCCAAACGUCUUGGUGGAUGCUGUGGACUUCAACUGGAAUAUGCCUUUUCUUGAGCAAUUACAGAUUAGCCAUAAUACAGACAUAUUCAUUGGAAUUCACGGCGCCGGCUUGACCCACGCUCUCUUCCUUCCAGACUGGGCCGUCCUUUUUGAACUAUACAAUACUGAUGACGUCAACUGCUAUAAAGACCUAUCUCGUUUACGGGGAGUGACAUACAUCACAUGGGAAGAUAAUGAAAAGAUAAAAGAUGAAACGGACGAGCCGGAUCCGGAUUAUAAUUAUGCUAAAUUCAGAAACUUCAGUUUUGAUGUCAAUGAGUUCAUGAGGCUGUUAAAAAUUGCAAUUGCCAGUGCUGAAAAUAAUCUCCGGGCCUCGAAUUUACCUUGAUGUAUCAAGGGAU
Messenger RNA from Rhopilema esculentum, 2067 nucleotides. RefSeq names its product EGF domain-specific O-linked N-acetylglucosamine transferase. Lineage: Eukaryota; Metazoa; Cnidaria; Scyphozoa; Rhizostomeae; Rhizostomatidae. Gene Ontology annotation, molecular function: protein O-acetylglucosaminyltransferase activity. The record is from RefSeq and is a predicted model, not a curated record. Gene Ontology annotation, cellular component: endoplasmic reticulum lumen.